This is a messenger RNA of Plasmodium gallinaceum, 3561 nucleotides long. Its product is annotated as importin-7, putative. The record is from RefSeq and is a predicted model, not a curated record. Gene Ontology annotation, biological process: protein import into nucleus. Gene Ontology annotation, cellular component: cytosol; nuclear envelope. The coding region runs from base 1 to 3561 and encodes 1186 amino acids. The transcript has a single exon. NCBI's taxonomy places the organism in Eukaryota, Apicomplexa, Aconoidasida, Haemosporida, Plasmodiidae. Gene Ontology annotation, molecular function: small GTPase binding.
AUGAAUGAAUUAUUAAGUACUCAAAAAUUAUGUGAGGUUUUAGAAGGAUCUAUUAGUGAUUCAAAAGAGAAAAGAAGUCAAUGUGAAGAAUAUUUAAAGCAAAUCACAAAAUUAGAUGGAUAUAUAAAUGUUAUAUUAAAUAUUGUUAAAAGUAAUAAUGUUGUAGAUGAUAAUAUAAGAAUAUCUGCAUCUAUUUUUUUGAAAAAUAGCAUAAAAAAUAAUUAUGACAGACUAAAAAAAGAAGAAAUAAGUGCAUUAACAAAAAGUAUAUAUGAAAGCCUUCUAUAUUUAGAAAUGAAAGAUAAACAACUCUACAUUCAAUUAUUUGAAAUAAUGAAAAUAUUGAUUCAUAACAAUUUUCCAGAAUAUUUUUAUAUAUUAGAUAAUAUAUUAGAAGACAUAAAUCAAAGAAAAGAUGUUAGGAAGUUGUAUGUUAGUUUAUACUGUUUGAAAUUGAUUUUUAAAAAAUUAAAAAUAAAAAAAAAGGAAAAUAACGAAUUAUAUACAGAAAUUUUAAAUAAAUAUUUUUAUCCAUUAAUAAAUUGCUUAUAUGAUUUAAGUUCGUUAGAUAUAAAUAAUAAUGAUGUUAGUGAAAUUUUAAGCAUCAUUUGUAAAAUAUAUUACUAUGUCAAUGAUAGUUAUUUGAUUAAAGAAGUUAUUAUUUUGGAGUAUAUGGAUAACUAUUUUAGCUUAUUUGAUUUUAUUUUAAAAAAUGAAAUAGUAGUUCCUAAUUAUAUAGAAGAUCAAAAUUAUUUAAAAAAAUUACCACAAUUUAAAUGUAAAAGAAUAGUUUUAGAUAUAAUUACUAGAUUAUUUUCUAGAUAUGUAAAUACAAACUAUAAUAAAUUUAAUAAUGAUAUUACGAAAAAAUUUUGUGAAAUUUUUUUAAAUAAAUGGUUAUGUCCCCUUUUUGAAGAUUUUAUUAUCAUUUUACAAAGUUAUCAUAAAAAUAAGAAAACAUUAACAGAUGAAUGUUUAGUUUUUGUAUUGCAAGGGUUAUCAUAUGGUGUAGAAAAUUCGUUAAUUUAUAAAAAUUAUAUAAAAAAUAACGUGGAUUUUUUAGUUAGAAAUAUUAUUUUUCCAAUAUUGUGUUAUAAUCAAGAUGAUAUAGAAAAAGUUAUUUAUGAUGAAUACGAUUAUACAAUUAAUAUAUUUAACACAUAUGUUGUAGAAGAUAAAAAAGCAAGUGCUAGCUCUUUUAUAAAAGAUUUAACACGUUAUCGUGGUUUAAAACAUAUAUCUGAUUUAUUUCUAUUAUGCGAAAAUAUUAUAAGUACAUAUAAUGAAAAUUAUAAUAUGAUAUAUAAUAAUAACAAUAUUUAUAAUUCUAAUAAUAAUGAAAAAGAAAAUCAAAAUGAUAUGGAAACUUUACUUGGUAAUGAUUUUUGUAAAUAUAAAUAUGGUGCUUUAAAAAUAUUAGAGUGUCUUUAUAAUAGGUUGUGUGAUAAAAAAAGAAAUAUGAAUAUAGAGGAGUUUUUAAAAACGUAUGUUGAAAAUGAUUUAAAUAGCCCAAAUUACUUGUUAUGUUAUCAAUCAAUUGUUACAUAUUGUUGUUUUAUUAAAAAGGUACAACAUUUUAGUGAUUUAAAUAAUCUUUUGCGUAAUUAUGAAAUCAUAUUAAAUCAUAUGAGUAGUUCCAGCUUAUUAAUUAGAGUAGCUAGUGCAUCAUAUAUUAAAAAAUUCUUUAAAAUUAAGAAUGAUUUUUUAAAAAAUGCAAUUAUUAAAACAAUACCUAUAUUAAUUGAACGUUUAUUAAAUGUAAUUAAAGAAAUAAAAUGUGAAUAUAUAGUGAUGACUCUUGAUAAUUUGGCCUACACUUUCAAAGAUUAUAUUACUCCAUAUGUAAAUGAUGUAAUUAUAGCUUUGUGUUCUAGUUUUGUAUAUUUAAUUAAUAAAAAAGAUGUAGAAGAAAAUGGGAAUAAUUCAUUAGAACAUAAUUUAAGAAAUAAUGGUGAUAAUAUGAAUGAAAAUUCUAUCAUUAAGCAAAAAUACGGUAUGAAUGAAAAAAAAGGAAAAAAAACUGAAAAUGAAGAAUUAGAUUUAAAUUCAGUUAUUUUAUCUAUUUUGACGGCAAUAUUAAGUCUUUUAGAUUCAGUAGAUGAAGGAAAUAAAGAGGAAAUUUACAAAAAUACUGUAUCUUAUUUAUAUGUAGUAGUAGAUGAGACAUUUAAAUCACCAUCGAUUGAUUAUUUAGAAGAAGCUUUGUCACUUUUAACUAAUAUAACUUAUUAUUUAGAUAUAGAUGAACAAGUUUAUUUACGAUUUGAAAAAUUAUAUGAUAUAUUUUAUUUUAAUUCUGAUGAAGACUUAAAAAUGCAAGAAAUUAAUUUAAUUAGAAGUAAUCCACAGCUGAUAUUAAGUACUGAUUUAAUAAUGAACGAAAAAAAUAAUGAUGCCUAUUUUUAUGAUUUCAUUUUUGAUUUUUCUUUUUCUAUUGGUGUUUUUGAUAAUAUAAUAUCUAAAGCGACAGAAUAUUUUGUAAAUAUGUAUAGUCAAACGUAUUCUAUGAAAUAUAUUCAUAUGGUUUAUAGAUUGGGAAUAUUUGCAUUACAUUCAAAAAUUAUAAAAGGUAGUUGCAAGUUAUUUUUUAUAUUAUUUGAAGCUACUGUUAAAAUAAGGGGAGUUGAUGAAUUAAUUAUUCCUGUUUUAACUGCUUUCUCUUUGAAGAUUUUUAAACAUGAUGAAGUUACGACUAUAAUGGAUAAAAAGAAAAAAGAUUCCAUCGGAAAUAAUGAUGAAACUGAAAGUAUAUGUAGUGAAUAUGAUGAAGAUAUAUUAAGUAAAACAAGUAUAGAAUAUAUCAAAAAUUUAUUUUAUGCAAUCAUAAUUUAUGAUGUAGAUAAAUUUUUUCUCUUCUUUAAUAAUAUGAAUAAAACUAACUAUAUUUUAUUAUUUCUUUCAAAUUUAAGUGACGUAAAGAUUAAUAAUACAAGAAAGUUAUAUUUAUUAGCUAUGAGUACUAUAUUAGAAAAUAUACAUAAUUCUAAUAUCAGCAUGCAUAUUAAUGAAGUGAACUCUUUUAUUUUAAAUUUAGUUAAUGUAGCCAAUUCUUAUUAUGAAAAUAAAAACACAAAAGAAGCAUCUGAAAAAUCAUAUGAUACAGAUACUUCAUCAGUAGAUGAUAACAGUGAAGUAGAUAUAGAUGAAAAUGAAGAUGCUACUAACGAAAAGGCAUUUAAAUUAAUUAAGACUAUUGAAGCUUUAGAAAAAAAAAAUGACUUAAAAAUAAAAUUAAAAGAUAAUGUUGAUUUAGAAAACCUAGAUAAUGUUGUACAGAAAGAUAAUAAUUACAAUAAUGAGGUUGAAAAUAAUUUUAAUGAGGAGGAUGAUGACGAUGAUGAUGAUGCUUAUUAUGAUUAUGAUGAUUGUUCUGAUUAUAGCACUGAUGAAUAUAGAAAAGGAUUUUUUGAUGAUAUCAACGCUUUCAAAAUUUUAUAUGAUGCUACAUCUAAUUUUUAUAGCAAAUAUGAAAAUACAUACAACAAUGAGGUACUUAAUAAAAUUAAAUAUCUAUUUGAAGCUGAUUUAAAUGCACAACAAGAAGAACAAAAAAAUACUUGA